AUGUCCCUCACCAAGAAAAAAGAAGAUGAAAAGGAGAAAAAAUUCCUCGGCCGCCUUUCCUACAAACUCGACUAUGAUUUUGACAAAAAUGCAUUAACGGUCACGAUAAUCCAAGCCGAAGAGCUGCCAGCCAUGGAUUUGGGAGGGACAUCAGAUCCAUACGUGAAAAUCUUUUUGUUACCGGACAAGAAGAAGAAGUUCCAAACGAAGGUCCAGCGGAAAUCGUUGAAUCCGGUUUUUAAUGAGAGCUUUACGUUUAAGCUUCCCUACAACGAGGUGGCCGGACAAACACUCGUGCUCAACGUGUUUGAUUUUGAUCGAUUUGGAAAGCAUGACCAGAUAGGCCAAGUCUCAGUACCACUCGGCCGGAUAGAUCUGGCAACGACAAUUGAACAAACGAUGGCCAUCGAGAGUCCGCCGGAAAAUCGGCUUGGUGAGGUUUGCCUAGCGCUUCGAUAUGUGCCCAACAAGAACAAGUUGUCUGUAGUGGUGAUGGAAUGUAAAAAUUUGAAGAAAAUGGACGUGUUAGGAUUGUCGGAUCCCUAUGUGAAGAUCUAUUUAAUGAUGCAAAAUAAGCGGUUGGAAAAGAAGAAAACGACGAUCAAAAUGAAGACGCUGAAUCCGUACUACAACGAAUCGUUCAGUUUUGAUGUGCCGCCGGAGAAGAUGCAGAGGGUGCAUUUGCACGUGAUCGUUUCGGAUUAUGAUCGCGUUGGUUCGAAUGAGAGGAUUGGUCAGGUGCUCAUCGGGAACAACGCAAACGGUGUCGCCCUAAAACAAUGGCAAGACAUGCUGGCCACCCCGCGAAGAUCCGUCGCCCAAUGGCACACACUGCUCCCCUUCGGCGAUGAU
This is a messenger RNA of Mesorhabditis spiculigera, 852 nucleotides long. Lineage: Eukaryota; Metazoa; Nematoda; Chromadorea; Rhabditida; Rhabditidae. The record is from the annotation of a GenBank genome assembly.